GAUGAAUGGCGCUCACUCUCCGCGGGGAAUGAUUUGAUCUGAAGGCUGCGGAGAGUCAGCGGUGCUCUAUGAAAGUCAUGGCCGCUCAGUGUGAACCCUUAAGCGGAUACUUACAGCAGUCUGAUCCGGGCUCCAACAGCGAGCGCAGCGCUGAUUCCCCUCUGCCCGUGUCUGAGGAUGACUCCAGCGGACCCACUGCACCUCCGGACCCCGAGUGGACCGAGGAGAGGUUUCGAGUGGACCGGAAAAAACUGGAGAUCAUGUUAUUAGCUGCCACGGAGGGGCGAGUCAACGGAGGUGAGGACUUCUUUCAAAAGGUCAUGGAGGAGACAGAUACUCAGAUUGCAUGGCCUUCCAAGCUAAAGAUCGGUGCCAAGUCAAAGAAAGAUCCACAUAUCAAAGUUAGUGGUAAGAGGGACAAUGUGAAGGAAGCCAAGGAGAAGAUCAUGUCUGUUCUGGACACUAAGAGCAAUCGCGUGACUCUAAAGAUGGACGUCUCACAUACCGAGCAUUCACAUGUCAUCGGCAAAGGGGGGAACAAUAUCAAGAAGGUGAUGGAGGACACGGGCUGUCACAUCCACUUCCCCGACUCCAACCGCAACAACCAGGCUGAGAAGAGCAACCAGGUGUCCAUAGCUGGCCAGCCCGGAGGAGUGGAGGCCGCCAGAGCCCGAAUUCGGGAGCUGCUCCCGCUGGUGUUGAUGUUCGAGCUGCCAGUCAUAGUGCAGCUGAACCCUGACCCCAGCUCUCCUGCCAUCCAGCACAUCUCCCAGACAUACAACAUCUCUGUGGCCUUCAAACAGAGGUCCAGACUCUAUGGAGCGACAGGAGUGGUGCGGGGCUCACAGAAUAAUGCUGCGGCCGUGAAGUUUUUUGUUUUCCUUGUUUUACCCGCGGCUAUGGAAAUUGCUGCUCGCUUCUCCGCCCUAGCUCGCCUCGAUCUCCCCUUCUACGAGUACGCCAGGGAGUUCUGCAAGCUCGCCGCGGUGACGGCAUUUGAGGACGCCGUCCUUAAUCAGCUGUUCUG
Molecule: messenger RNA, 1027 nt
Organism: Sinocyclocheilus rhinocerous
Lineage: Eukaryota; Metazoa; Chordata; Actinopteri; Cypriniformes; Cyprinidae
Gene: bicc1
Product: BicC family RNA binding protein 1
Exons: 8
Cellular component (GO): cytoplasm
Molecular function (GO): RNA binding
Source: RefSeq, a predicted model, not a curated record